Molecule: messenger RNA, 1071 nt
Organism: Cadophora gregata
Lineage: Eukaryota; Fungi; Ascomycota; Leotiomycetes; Helotiales; Ploettnerulaceae
Exons: 2
Coding region: 1-1071 (356 amino acids)
Source: RefSeq, a predicted model, not a curated record
AUGUCAACUGGUUCUGUCAGACAGCUGAGUUCCUGUGAUAACCAGAAUCAGUUCGCUCGGAGAGAGGGCAUGUUCGAAACCCGUCCGGGGAUGAAACCACCUGAAUUCUCAUCCGAAGAAGAGCUCGACUUCGCUUGGAGAGAAUGGGCACGGCAGGAGCAACUGAGGAGGAUCGUUCUUGCACUACAUAUCCAUGAUGCUGAGCUGUCGUUUCUAUACCAUCGAGACUCACUGCUUAAACACAGAAGAUCUCAAAAUGAAACAUUACAGACGAGCUUGGCAUUCAACGCUACAACUGCUCAAGAUUGGGAGGCUUGUCUGAGGACUGCAGAAGAAUCGCAGGCUGAUAGUAGGGAUCUGCAUCAUCAAAGUCCAAGCGACUCCUUUGCAGCUUACAUCAAACUCGAAGCAAUCGGUGUUCUGAUCACAGAAGAUCGACGACAGGAAUGUUUGGAAACAACAUGCAAGAACUACGAAGACAGUCUGCUUAGUUGGCACCAAUCUUUCACCCGGAAUCAACAGUUCGAUAAAAGUGACGAGUUCUCUCUAAUACCUCUGUGGCACUGGACGUUCAUGAACCUCCUCGUCGACCUCGACCUGAUCGAAUCUGCCAUUGGUCGAGAUGGUCCAGAAAGAGGAUAUGAAGCACUCGAGUACGUUACGAACUGGGUGUCGACCAAAGAUGCCGCUCGAUGCAUGAUGCAUGCCUUCCUGCUCCAAAAACGUCUCGAAGUAUUGAAAUCCGACGAUAGCCCAGCAAUACACGUCCCCCGAAUCACGUUCGCAGCUGCUAUCGUUUCGUACUGCUAUAUCGCGUAUGGACCUGGACAUGACCCACUCAAUGGUUCGAGUACUUUAUUCGAUAUGGCGGUUCCGGAACUUCGCGCUCUGAGAACGGAUGCGAAGCAAUUGACAUGCAUCUCAAGAUUAACGUGGAACCGCAAUACGACUUCAUCUGUAACUGCAGCGACGUUAUGUGUCCUAAAUGGAUUGUUAGAGAGAAUGAGUGUCUGGGGAUUGGCGGGGAGAUUUGCGAGUAUUGUAUCCCGCUUAAUUGAUGCGGAAGCGUGA